Molecule: messenger RNA, 1744 nt
Organism: Cuscuta europaea
Lineage: Eukaryota; Viridiplantae; Streptophyta; Magnoliopsida; Solanales; Convolvulaceae
Source: the annotation of a GenBank genome assembly
CUAAAACCACACUCAUCUACUUCAGAAGGGAUUGCCGUUCGGGAGAUAAUCAAUGGUGUAAACGCUGCACUCUAAGGUGUCGUUGACGUGCGGCCUGAUCAAGCCCCUUUGGGGGACGCCCGGGGAACCUCUGUUUCUGUUAUCCUGCUGAUGUGAGUUGGUAGCCUCUUGGCUCAGCAUCCUCCAAUGGUGAACUGGUGGUCCCUUGGGACUCCCUUCGGGUGUCAUCUUUAGCUUGGGCGUUCAAGGAGUUCCCGUUCGGGAUGCGGCAGUCAGCUUCCCAGUUGGGCGGUGCAGCGAGUAAACCGGGCGGGAGCCCGGGUUGGUGAGAUCAUCGGAGGUGGGCCCUCCGCAAUCCCAGGUCAGCAGCCAUCACGGUCUCGUUCGUUCCCUAAUCCUGGAAAUGGGAUUCUUCUAUUGGAGCGUGGGUCCCUUAGUUGAAUCGCCCGGUAUGUAGCCCCCAUCAUGAAGUUCCCGUUCGGCAGGUUGACUCAGAGGUACGCGGGUUAGUGUAACAGGAUCCCACUUGCUUAUCUUUUUUUCUAACUACUGGGAGAACUUCCCGUUCGGUAAACAAAGUUGUUGUCUUAUUCUUGGAUCAAGGGUCCGGAUGAUGGCUCGCUAGCCCUGGAUCGAGUUGCCCGGAUGUCAAGGAUGAAUAGCUAUAGACCGCUCGGGAAUUUCUUUGGUCUUGUAAAUCCUUUGGUGAGUUCAGCAGGAUGUGGUUGUCAUGAUCAUGCCCCUAAAAAGUCUUCGUGUUGUAUAGCUUCCCACUGAGCGCUCUAUUCUACCGUUCCGAUUAUUUUGAUCCGCCACCACUGAGAUACGUCCAGCCCUCUGUGUUGGCCCUAACGUCGGUUCGGGCUAUAUCUGAAUAUGGCCCCACUCGGGAGAUACCGCCGUUCGACCCCUGGCUAUCUUCCGUCUUAUUUUCCGGUCCAAGUUUUACCUCAUUUUGCGUGUCUUGUCAGGACACAUCACAUCCCACAGCUGCUACUUCCCACAUGAUGUGUGAAUAGAGGUCAUUCUCCAAGUUGCUAGUUGUGCGGGUCCCAUCCCAACAUGGCUCUCCUGCUGCUGUCCCCUGUACUAAAUUCUACGGCGGUCCAUCCACAGCUGCUAUCUUUUGGAGAGGGUGAAGCUACCUCACAUGGUAAAAUAUACGAUUAUACGGGCAUACGGCCCAAAAUUGGAUCCAGGAUUUCUCAAGUGGUGCCCGGUGGUCUUCCAUUCAUUAACAAUACGGAUCUUCCCAUUUUCUUCUCAACCCUGCGCAAUUCAGGAAGAAGAAGACAUCGCACUUUGGAAAAUGGGGAAGCAGCCAGUUAAAUUGAAGGCCGUCGUUUACGCUCUAUCUCCGUUCCAGCAGAAGGUGAUGCCUGGCCUAUGGAAGGACCUUCCCGGCAAGAUCCACCACAAAGUUUCCGAGAACUGGAUCAGCGCUUCCCUCUUACUUGGACCUCUCAUCGGCGUCCAUUUGUAUGUUAAGCAUUACCAGGAAACUGAGAAGUUAUCUCACAGAUAUUGAAUGGUUGAAGAUGGGAAACUAGCAGCUAAAUCCCCCUUUUUGUUUUUUGGAUUUUUACCUGAAAAUAAGGUGUUGGUACGAUGGUUUCAAUUGUGUUUCCCUGCUACAUGUGGGCAUAAUGUGCUAGUUGAUUUCUCCCUAUCUGAAAAUAAACUGAAUACAUUUCUUGUUUGUUCCAGAUAUGUUAGUUACCUGUGAAUUAGUUUGAAUCCGUAA